Messenger RNA from Oryza sativa Japonica Group (Japanese rice), 1794 nucleotides. Its product is annotated as E3 ubiquitin-protein ligase PUB23. Gene Ontology annotation, molecular function: ubiquitin protein ligase activity. The record is from RefSeq and is a predicted model, not a curated record. NCBI's taxonomy places the organism in Eukaryota, Viridiplantae, Streptophyta, Magnoliopsida, Poales, Poaceae. Gene Ontology annotation, biological process: protein ubiquitination.
AACGCGCUUCUCCCCUCUCCCGCCAAUUCAUUCCCUUCAACUCAAACUCCUCUUCUUCUUCUUCCUCCCAUCGAUCUCUCUCCUUCGCGAUCAACUCGAGCUCGAACUCGUCUCGUGGUAGUAGCGAGCAUGGAGGAGGCGGCGGCGGAGGUGCCGUCCUACUUCCUGUGCCCGAUCUCGCUGGAGAUCAUGAGGGACCCGGUGACGCUGGCGACGGGGAUCACCUACGACCGGAGCAGCAUCGAGCGGUGGAUGUUCGGCGGCGGCGGCGGCGACGGGGGGAAGGGGACGUGCCCGGUGACGCGGCGGCAGCUGGCGCCGGCGGAGCGGGAGGCGACGCCCAACCACACGCUGCGGCGGCUCAUCCAGGCGUGGUGCGCCGCGCACGCCGUCGAGAGGUUCCCCACCCCGCGCCCGCCCGUCGACUCCUGCCGCGUCGCCGCGCUCGUCGACGAGGGGACGACGACGAUGCUCGGCGGCGGCGGCAGGCAGCGGCAGCUCGCCGCGCUCCGGGAGAUCAAGGCCAUCGCCGCCGAGAGCGACCGCAACAAGCGCUGCGUCGAGGCCACGCCCGGCGCCGUCGAGUUCCUCGUCUCCGUCGUCGUCCAGAGCCAUGCCGCCGCCUCCACCUCAGCCAGCUCGGACGACGACGACCUGUUCGACUCGGUGAUCGAUUCCCCCAUGUCGACGAGCUCGCCGGAGGAGGAGGCCCUGGGCGUGCUCUACUCCCUCAAGCCGUCCGAGCCCACCCUGCGCCGCGUCCUCGGCAAGGACAAUGGCGUCGGCUUCCUCGACACCCUCGCCUCCGUGCUCCGCCGCCCGAGCUACCGUUCGCGCGCGUAUGCCAUCCUCCUCCUGAAGGCGGUGACGUCGGCGAUGCCGCCGGAGCGGCUGAUGGCGGUGAGCCCCGAGCUGGUGGAGGAGGUGGUCCGGGUGGUGUCCGACGGCGUGUCGUCGAAGGCGGUGAAGGCGGCGCUGCACGUGCUGUGCCGGCUGUGCCCGUGGGGGCGGAACCGCGUGAAGGCGGUGGAGGCCGGCGCGGUGGCGGCGCUGGUGGAGCUCCUCCUCGACGAGGAGGGCGGCGGCGGGCGGCGGCGCGCGGCGGAGCUGGCGGUGGUGGCGAUCGACCACCUGUGCGGGUGCGCGGAGGGGAGGUCGGAGCUGGUGGCGCACCCGGCGGGGCUCGCCGUGGUGUCCAAGAGGGCGAUGCGGGUGUCGCCGGCGGCCACCGAGAGCGCCGUGCGCGCGCUCCACGCCGUCGCGAGGAACGCGGCGACGCCGGCCGUGCUGCAGGAGAUGCUCGCCGUCGGCGUGGUGGCGAAGCUGCUGCUGGUGCUGCAGGCGGACGGCGGCGAGCGCGCCAGGGCGAGGGCGAGGGAGAUGCUCAGGGCGAACGCUAGGGUUUGGAAGGACUCGCCAUGCUUGCAAGCUCACCUUAAGGCUUCUUACCCCUCCUGAUCAUUUCAUCACCAUCACAUCCAUCCACCGAUCUAUUAAUUAUUAUUAAUUGCUAAGAGGAGCACAUGCUUUAAUUUGCACUCCUCUUAGUAGUUAAUUAGAUUUUGUGAUUACUUUUAGUUCUUUAAUUUGUUUAUGAUCUGAAUGUACAAAAUACACUGUAAAUCUUUCAUUAAUUCUGUACAAAAAUACACUAUAAAUCUUUCAUUGCCUAGAUUACAUGUAUCAAAUUAAUGUGCUCACCAAAGGGAAAAAAUAAUUGUUGAUUUAUUUGUAAUAGGUCACGCUGUUCCUGCUCAAAUGAAGUGUUUAAUUAAUUUGAUGUUAUGUCGGUCA